GCAGAAGAAUCAACUUCUCAAGUUUUACAGUGAGUGUGAGAGCAAGAACAUGGAGGUUCGUAGAACACUUAAGGAAGGUAGAAGCAGUGAUUUAGACAGUGCUCUCAUACAGUGGUUUAAGCUUCUGCGCGCUGGUAACGUCCCUGUGUCCGGAGAGAUGAUAAUGGCGCAGGCAAAAAUUUUCCAUGCUGAACUUGAUUUACAAUAUGAUUGUAAAUAUUCUCAGGGAUGGUUACAAAAAUUCAAAACGAGACAUGGAAUUACUUUACAUCGCAUAUGUGGUGAGAAAUCUAUUGCAGAUAAGGACGCAGCCACUAAGUUUGUGAACGAGUUCGCUCAGUUUAUUGCACAAGAGAAACUAACCCCAGAGCAGGUUUGCAAUGCUGAUGAAACUGCUCUGUACUGGCGUCGUCUCCCAGGAAAAACUUUGACUCAAGAAACAGAACAGGAAUGUACUGGCAGUAAGGACAGGGUGUCAGUGCUUGGAUGUAUAAUGCAGGGAGAUGGUUCAUCUCCACAGCCCCUUCAUGUAGUGGAUAGGAAGGUGCUUGACAUCAUUGGGAAGAAAGAUGUCAAUGUUAUGGACUUCGAAAAGGUUAUAGAAAUAACUUUACCCAAUAAAAAAGAGGCUGCAGAAUGUGGGACCGUCAGAAAUGCUGCUGCCUCCACAACACUUCCAGCAACUGAGACAGCUGCCCAUCCUGUGCAUGCUGACACAUACAGUGCGGUGGUGGAGAAAAACAAAGAGGAUGUGGACGACCAGGAGCAUCAAGAAUUAGAUUUUGAACUGAAGCUUUUAGAUAGUCAAUUAAAAAAGAAAGAGCUAGAAUUAAAAAAGAAAGAGAUAGAAUUAAAACAGAAAGAAAUUGAGCUGAAAAUAGAAAAAAUAAAGUUCUACCAAUUACAAAAUAAAAAACUUGAACAAUCUAUGACAUGUAUUGAAACUCCAACUGUAUUUAAUAAAAAGUGACAACAAGCAAUAAUAUAUAUA
Portunus trituberculatus (swimming crab) is the source of this 991-nucleotide messenger RNA. Its product is annotated as tigger transposable element-derived protein 2-like. Gene Ontology annotation, cellular component: nucleus. The transcript is spliced from 3 exons. The record is from RefSeq and is a predicted model, not a curated record. Gene Ontology annotation, molecular function: DNA binding. Bases 50 to 970 code for a protein of 306 amino acids. Lineage: Eukaryota; Metazoa; Arthropoda; Malacostraca; Decapoda; Portunidae.